GAACUUGCUUUCUCUUAAUCUGUGCUGUAGUUAUGCAUAGGGACCUUUUACCUCGGCCUUGCUCAGUCAAGCACAGAGGCCCAGAGUGGAGGAUACGAUUAUGAGUUUGUAGACGAGGUCCCUUCCAAGUACAUCUGCUGCAUCUGUACCAAGGUUCUGAGGGAAGCUCGCCUCGCGGAAUGCUGCGGGCAACAUUUCUGCCACUCCUGCCUCACACAGUGGUUUAGUUCUAAUUCCAAGAAAAUCUGCCCCCACUGUCGCACGCCAAGAUUCAAACAUGUCCUGAACAAGGAAAAGAUCCGUGAAAUAAAGAAGCUUCGUAUUCGGUGCUCUAAUGUUAAGAAGGGGUGCAAGUGGGAGAGUGAGCUGGGAGAUAUAAAACAACAUCUCGAGUCCGAAAGUGGUUGCCAAUUUGUUAUAGUGAAAUGCAGCAAUGAUGCAUAUAAAUGUGGUUUUGGCAGAGCAGUAGAGCGUUUGGUUUGUGGGGUGGAAAUUGAGCGACAACAUCUGGCUACACAUAAGGAAAAUGAUUGUGAGUACCGUCGGUGUACUUGUCAAUAUUGUGGCUAUGUUGACGUUCAUGAUGCCAUAACUGGAUCUGGAAAUAUAAGAAAGGAUUCGAAAGUUACAGGCUUUGGUAAUCAUCACAGUACAUGUGACCAAUAUCCACUUGAGUGUGUAAAUAAAUGCGGAGCGAAGGAUAUCAAACGGAGGGAGAUGCAGUCCCAUCGAAAUGCUUGUCCUCUGGAGAAAAUGCGUUGCCCUUUCAGCAGUUACUGCAGAAAUGGUAUUCUUAGAAAAGACGUAGAGAGCCACAAAAUAGACUGGGAUUUUCGUCCGCACGAAUGUGAAUAUUGUGGGCACGUUGGGGAAUUUUAUACUAUGUCUGGUAAGGGGAAGUACUGGGAAGCACAAGGUCCUAGUCAUUGUGAACAGUGCGAGCAGUACCCACUAGAGUGUAUCAACAAAUGUGGUGCAACAAAAAUCAAACGAAAUAAUAUGAGUGCUCAUUGCAGCACAUGCCCUCUCCAGCCACUUGAUUGUCCCCUUGGUACUCAUCAAAGAAAGAUCCUGCGAAGGGACAUGGAACGACACAAGGCAGAAGAGUGUGAGUUUCGACCAUACACGUGCAUGUACUGCAAUCAACACGGAAUUUAUGUAUCCAUCACCGGAAAGGGUGCAUCUGUACGAAACAAGACAUGUCAUUACGAUAUUUGCCAAGACUAUCCACUUGAAUGUCCGAAUCGGUGUGAAGCAAGGAAUAUCAAACGUAGAAAUAUGUCAUUUCAUCGACAAAGGUGUCCUCUUGAGCAACUAGACUGCCCCUUCAAGUUUGCUGGUUGUGUAGGC
This is a messenger RNA of Geodia barretti, 1350 nucleotides long. The record is from the annotation of a GenBank genome assembly. NCBI's taxonomy places the organism in Eukaryota, Metazoa, Porifera, Demospongiae, Tetractinellida, Geodiidae.